AUGGCUUCUCACAAGGCCAAGAACCCUCUCGCGUUUACGCCGUGGCCGGUGACAAUAAUUACAACGGUCGUGUAUCUCGCACUGAUCAUCCCCUUGCUGGUGAUUCAUCACAACGUCCCAUCGGCGCCCCAGACAGCCCCGAACGGCCUCAACCUUACAGAAGCAUGGCAAGACCUCCAAAGCCUCACCAAAGGCUUCCAUCCCUAUAACUCGCACCAAAACGACGAAGUCCGCUCAUGGCUUCUCGAGCGCAUCGACGCGAUCCAGCAAUCCGCCCCAUCCGCCGAAGAUUUCCAUGACGCGAAAGAGGAAAAGCCAGAUGUUUUUGUCUUCGAUGACUUGGUCUCCAAUCUGACAUUCAUUGACAAAAGUGUCGGUGUCUACUUUGAAGGAACCAACAUUCUCGUCUACAUUCGUGGCUCCGAUGACAAAAAAGAGAGCUGGUGGGAAACGCCCGGCCGGUAUCCCGUUGGCAAAGGCGGUGUUUUAGUCAACGCGCACUACGACAGCGUCUCAACCGGAUACGGUGCUACAGAUGACGGAGUUGGUGUCGUGACAUGUCUGCAGCUAGUCAAAUAUUUCCUCACGCCGGGCCACGCGCCGCGACGCGGAUUGGUCGUUCUCUUCAACAACGGCGAGGAGGAUUACCUGAAUGGCGCACGCGCCUACAGCCAGCACCCGAUGGCGAAGUUUGCCCACACAUUCCUGAAUCUUGAAGGCGCUGGCGCUGGCGGGCGCGCUACACUGUUCCGCAGCACCGAUACGGAGGUUACGCAGGCGUAUGCCAAAUCGCCGUAUCCGUUUGGCUCAGUGCUGAGCUCUAAUGGAUUUGACAAGGGCUUGAUCAGUAGUCAGACAGACUAUGUCGUCCUGGAUGGUAUUUUGGGACUGCGUGGGCUGGAUGUUGCUUUCUUUGAACCCAGAGCUCGCUACCACACCGAUCAGGACGACGCACGUCAUACAAACCUUGACUCGCUCUGGCAUAUGCUCUCUGCUGCUGUUGCGACUACAGAGGAGCUUGUAUCUGACAACACUGAUCGGUUUGAUGGUCAUCUCCGAGACGAUGGAACCGUGCCUAGUGGCUCGGGGACUCGGGCUGUGUGGUUCGAUCUUUUUGGAAGCGCCUUUGCUGUGUUCCGCCUGCAUACGCUCUUUGCAUUGUCUGUCACUCUGCUGAUAGUGGCACCGUUGACUUUGCUUGUCACCAGCGUAAUCUUGUCCAAGGCCGAUAGGAUGUAUCUCUUCCGUUCCUCGGCCUACUCGGAGAUAAGUGAUGACCAUGUCUCUUUGCGCGGUCUACGAGGCUUCUUCCGUUUCCCAUUCUUGAUCGCAAUCCCUACAUCCGUGACUAUCGGACUAGCCUACCUAGUAACAAAGGUCAACCCUCUGAUUGCGCACAGCAGCUCAUAUGCUGUCUGGAGCAUGAUGAUCUCCGCUUGGUUUUUCCUGGCUUGGUUCGUGUCUCGGGUUGCUGACUUUGCGCGCCCAUCGGCUUUCCACCGAGUAUACACAUGGACCUGGAUGUUUGUUCUGACAUGGUCUUUCAUGGUCAUUGCCACUGUUUAUGAGAACGAGGAGGGACUCGCUGGCGGGUAUUUCAUGCUGUUCUAUUUCGCAGGCACUUUCUUGGCCACCUGGAUCUCAUAUAUGGAACUCUUCUCAUUACCGUCGAAAUCCAGCUACGUGAGCCAGUUCGGAGAGUCAAGGCGACCCAGCACCCAGGGUAGUCGCCUGGCCACUUCAGGUGAUGAGCACCAGACAGAUGAUGCUGAAGAGGACCCGACAGAGUCAACCUCGUUGCUGCAUAGCCCACACCGGCCCACAUUCGCAAACUAUGUUCGUGUUGGUGCUGACCACAACUCCCAUGGAUUGGAAGAGGAGGAUGAAGAGAGAGAUCCCAAUGUGUAUGAACAUGAACAAACAUGGAGUGGUGCAAUGCCCCGAUGGACGUGGAUCUUGCAACUGUUGAUAACAGCCCCGGUCGUUCUGAUGUUGAUCGUCCCGCUAGCUCUGAUCAUCACCGGCGCUUUGAACCAGACAGGUCAGGAUGGCAGUCCCCAGCUCAUUGUCUAUCUUAUGACUGCUGGCCUCACUGCGCUUCUCUUUGCACCCACUCUGCCCUUCAUCCACCGCUACACUUACCAUCUCCCUAUCUUUUUGCUCUUCGUCUUCAUUGGCACCAUGAUUUACAACCUCACUGCUUUCCCAUUCGCAGAUUCCAACCGCCUGAAGUUGUUCUUCUUGCAGGAAGUCGACCUUGACACUGGUAUCUCUACCGCCUCGUUGACCGGCAUGCCUCCAUUUGUGAAGGAUGUUGUUUAUGACCUCCCUAGCGCAGCAGGACAAGAAGAGACCUGCACCUGGGUCAAGAGAAGCAAGAAUGUGAUCCAGCGUUGCUCUUGGAGUGCGCCCUUGCCCCGUGUUGCUCUCGGCGUGGAAUCUCAACCUCUUGAUAGCGACAGUGCCGAGGCUUUGAUUCAAGCUACCGAGCUUUCGUCAGAUUGGAUCACAUUCAGUAUUUCCUAUCCGGAGCCAGGCAGGCCUUCCGCUCGAUUCGAACUUUCAGGCCAAAACACCAAGGCCUGUCGUAUCGAUGUGGACACCAACAGCAUCAAAAACUUCAGCGUUUCCGGCUCAUCUGCCCCGGACGACCGCUUCAUUGACCCGUCCCCAGAAGGCUUGAAACAAAUCCGACUCUGGAGUCGUACAUGGGACAAUAGCUGGACUGUGGAUGUUGACUUUGCCAAUGAUGAAUCAUCCGACGAGAACGAGACUGAACUCGUCGAAGGCCCCAUCACAGGUCGCAUCACUUGCCUGUGGAGUGAUAACAACCAAAUUGGCCUCAUUCCUGCCCUCGACGAGGUGAAGCAGUUUAGUCCAGCGUGGGUGGCUGUGACUAAGUUUUCAGAUGGACUGAUUGAAGGCUCGAGGAAAUUCGAGAUUAACAGAUCUGACUUUGGGUUGUGA
Molecule: messenger RNA, 2967 nt
Organism: Penicillium brevicompactum
Lineage: Eukaryota; Fungi; Ascomycota; Eurotiomycetes; Eurotiales; Aspergillaceae
Product: M28 family metallopeptidase
Exons: 1
Coding region: 1-2967 (988 amino acids)
Biological process (GO): proteolysis
Molecular function (GO): metalloexopeptidase activity
Source: RefSeq, a predicted model, not a curated record